Messenger RNA from Kluyveromyces marxianus DMKU3-1042, 1494 nucleotides. RefSeq names its product RNA-binding snoRNP assembly protein (gene NAF1). The transcript has a single exon. The record is from RefSeq and is a predicted model, not a curated record. Gene Ontology annotation, cellular component: sno(s)RNA-containing ribonucleoprotein complex. Gene Ontology annotation, biological process: ribosome biogenesis; pseudouridine synthesis; box H/ACA snoRNP assembly. NCBI's taxonomy places the organism in Eukaryota, Fungi, Ascomycota, Saccharomycetes, Saccharomycetales, Saccharomycetaceae. Gene Ontology annotation, molecular function: RNA binding. The coding region runs from base 1 to 1494 and encodes 497 amino acids.
AUGAGUGAUAGCAGAGAAGAGGUCGACUUGUUCGAACAGGCUUUGAAGGACGAAAAUGCAGCGCAAAAUGAGCAGACAAUUCCUGUGCAGGACGUAAAGGAAACUGGUGACGACGCUGAGAAGGAUGCAGAAGCCAAGGUAGGUUCUGGUGAAGGUUCAAGCUCUGCUCCAGGAAACGAAUCAAAUGGUUCCUCGAAUAGUAGUUCUAAUUCUUCUUCUUCAGACUCGGAUUCAGGUUCAAGUUCAGGUUCAAGUUCAGAGUCGGAUUCGGAUUCGGAUUCGGAUUCAGAUUCAGACUCAGACUCAGACUCAGACUCAGACAGCAAAGACGCAGUUGAGGUUGAGAUCGAGGGAGAAGAUGAAGAACCAACGGCCUCAGGACCCAUUAGAUCUGUUCACGAAAUAGCAGAAGAACCAGUGCCUGCGCUCCCAGAAGACUUCACUAUUGAUGAAAAGGCCACUAUUAACGAAAUCGGAGUCAUAAAAUCCGCCUUCGAAGGAAAUAUCAUCAUCUCAGCUACCCUUUCCGGAGAACAGAGAGUCCUCAAGGAGGGAAGCAUUCUAUGUCUACAGGAUAAAACGCUUGUUGGCCCGCUAUGCGAAGUAUUUGGUCCUCUACAGGCCCCUCUUUAUAGAGUAACGUUUGAUAGAAAUAACGAAAAGAGUUUGCAAAGGUUUACGGAUUUGAAACCAAAGGUCGGCGAGAAAAUAUACUACGUAGUACCGGAAGCCCGUUGGGUGGAUACUUUCGAACUAAAACAGAUCAAGGGUACUGAUGCUUCCAAUGGCUUCGACGAAGAGUUACCAGAACAUGAACAAGAGUUCUCGGACGACGAGAAGGAAAUGGAAUUCAAGAGAAAGAAGAAGUUGGCUAAGAAACGGAAAAAUGAUGGCUCAGAGGCUACUGAUGAAAGUAAAAAAUCUUCGGAACAUAAUCAAUCUAAACUAAGAGAUCCAAUUCCUUCAAGUAGUAAGACUACUGUCACGUACAAACCAAGAAACAACAGAAACAACGGCUACGACAAUAAUAAUGGGAAUAACGGAAGCAAUAUCCCCAACAAAAGGCAGAGAAACCAGAGACCUCACUCUGAACCCCCUGUACCCGCUAAUCCAAUGCAAUUCCCUCCAAACUUCCCUCAAAUGUUCAAUCCACAAUUCCCACCUCCUCCAAUGGGUUAUAUGGGUCACCAACAAUUCCCUAAUAUGGGGUUAUACCAACCUCCAUUACAAGGUUUCCAAGGGCACCCCAUUCCUCAACAGCAACCACAGCAACCACAACAACCAUUCAAUAUGUACCCAUAUCCCGGUCAACAAUUCCAGCAAGGUUUCCCCCAGCAAAUGGGUUUCCAGCCUCAACAAUUCCAACAAGGUUUCCCCCAACAACCACCUGCAUUCCCAAAUUACCCUCAAACAUCGAAUAAUGGGCAAACUCAAUACCCGCAAAACAAUAAUCAGGGACACCAAACAGGACAAUACUACAAUGGUAAUCAAUAG